AUGGAUCUUUCACAGGUCGCACACGCGCUUCAGCGCGCCUCGACGGUGCCGACGGCGGUUGAAGUUCUCCUCCACUUCAACAACCCCCUCUCCGAGAAGGAGGCCACCCAACUGCGCGAGUUCCGCCAGCUGCAGCGGGAGCAGCUGGAAGGCGGCCUGAAAGUGGAGGAGCCCUCGGCCGAGGUUAUCGCCCUCGCACACCGACCCAUCAAAGGCUUCCACCCCCUGCAGGUGAUCCAGUGUGUGCUGAGCGCCACCCGCCUCCCCGCUGUGCAGCCCGGCCACCACGGUCGGCUGCGCAAAGAGGUGCUUCCGCGUGUGGCUGCGCUAACGCCGCUGUCGUUUGUGGAGUGGUGCACCGCCGUGAGUGCGGUGGGGAGUGUGUGCCUCCAGUAUUUCGACAGCACCCCAGCCUCGCUCCUCUGUGCGGAGGAGGUACUGCGGCUGGCGGCGCCUGUUAUCUUCAAUAUCUCGCCUGCGUCGGCGCCAUCAGCUAAGGGGGCCUCGGCGUGGCGCAAGCCUGGUCUGGUGGUCCAGCCCCGCAAGGACUCGGCAACGCCGAAGCUGAAGGAGUACUCGCCCGAGGAAGGCAUGCAAUUGUACCUCAAGACGCUUGCCGUACUCGUGCAGCGCUGCGCCGCCUUCCACGCACAGGGCAAGAAGCACAGUCUCAAGGAUCAGCCGGUGAAGGAUGAGUGCUUCUUCUACUCCGCCGCCGUGCGCCAUCUGCGUCGGCUCAUGCAGGCCACGGCGGGUCGCCGAAUGGAGGCGGUGCGCACGGCGGUGAAAGGUCUCUCCCCGGUGGAUCUGCUCUCCCUCACGCCGGUGUUUCAAGGAGAGAACAUGCAGCUGGGUGUCACCAAGGACCAGAUCAGCAGCGCCGUGAAGGCACGUCCCCUCACCGUUUUCCAGGUGUUCGGCGCACGCCGCCCCGUCGCCGGCACGCUGAAGCUGGAGAAUGCGGACGUCGCACUGCAGUCGGUGCUGUACAACAUGGGUCUGACGAGCACGACCCGCGAUGCGUUUCUGGACUACGUUAACGUGCUCGCCUCGGCCCCGACGGCGCAGGUCGCCGCGUACGUGGCCGCCAAAGGCAAGGACGCCCUUACGCAGCUUAUUACACCAUUUACCGUCAACGCGGACGCCCUCGCACCGGUGGUCGACACCGUCGGCCCGAUCUACGCGAAGCUGUUCCAGCAGCUGCACGUCGCGCAGUCGGCGACGCUACUCACCGUACUGCUGCAGACAGUUGUGUUCGCCGUUGGCACCCGCUGCCGCACGCCGCGUGAAAAGGAGGUGGCGAUGCGGCUGCUGUGCGAUAUGGUGGUGGCCCUGCCGGCAGAGGCCACGGCCCACGUGGAGCCCACCGCGGACCUCGUGACAACGCUCAGUCGCGAGGUGGCCAUGCCGGCGGUGGAGUCCGCCGCUCAGGCCUUCCGCCUCGCCGCAGCCCUGCAUCUGGAGGCGUCACUCGAGGACGGCUUGGCAGAGGCGCUGAAGAACAGCCGGCGAGAGGAGGCGAUCCGGCGGGCGCUGCUUGUGCACGUGGAUGCCCACCGCACGCCGUCCGCCGUGGUGGACGGGCUCAUCACGGAGUUGCUGAAGGACUGCGAGGAGGUCGUCGUGGCCCGUCCCGAUGCGUACCUGUCGCUCCCCUUCUCUCUCGCACGCGGUGACCACGCCACCGUGGCGAAGCUCUGCCCGCUGCUCAGCACCGCCGAGGUGCUCCGUCAGCUAGAGGGCAGCGUUUACGAGAAGACCCGUGCGGCACAGGUCGCCAUCGAACUUGCGAACAACGGCUAUGGGGCGCCUCUCGUGCAGCUGCUCACCAGCGACCACGGCCUCGUGCGCCGCCCACUGUUGGCCUACGUGAAGUCUGUCGCCAACGACGCCUCUCGUGUGACGAUGCUGUGGAACAGCAUGGUGCAGUGCGUCUUUGGGCUGGAGGCGCCAACGCAACCGGCGAUCGUUGGCUCAACAGCCGCGCCGGCGCUGGUGGCCCUCGGCACCGUCCUGUUGCAGCACACGUCGCGGCUGUCUGUCCCGUUCGCGCUCAGUGAGCUGCUCAUGUGUGCCGGGCACGACAACGUGCAGGGCGAGGAUCCGUACUUCUACAAAGCCUCCAGCUGCCUGCUCCGCCGCUACCGUCAGGGCAGUCUUACAGUGCUGGAGCGGCCGCUGCGGCAGGUAUUGGCCUCUGGCGAGGGGCAAGAGGGCCUGCUGUCACUGCACGCGAAGGCGAUGGCGCGCACGAUGCUCGCGGCGCUACACAAGACGGUGGAGCACGUCUCCAUCGCGGCCGCACGCGGCUUUGUGCUGUUGCUGACGCAGACCACGCCGGUUGCGUCGCGUGAGGUUUACCUGGCGCUGGCGGAGGCCGUGGCGACGUCGAAGGAGUGGUUUCUCACCCUGUCGCCCGAGGACGUUGCCAUUGCGGCGGAGGACGUGGACGUGAUGGACGCGUACGAGACGGCCUCCCUGCGCGAGCAGCAGCUGCUGAAGACCUACCCAGACCGCCCCCCGAAGGGCGUCUCGGAGGACGACUUCCACGACAUGAAGAAGAAGGACGGCAUUGCGCUGGCGAAGGGUCGCGAGGUGCUGCGUACGGGCGUGGAGAAGCGGACCAAGGUCCUCAUCCCUGCGGUGCAUCAGCACAAGGCGGCCUACUUCACGCUGCGGCUGCUCGGCACACACGGCCACUUCGACCUCGAGGCGCUGCCCAUCUUCUUCGGCCCGCUGCAGGCCACCGUGACGGAGCUGCAGACGCAGGAGAAGCCGACGCACGUCUUGGCGGUGCUGGCGACGGACGCGCUCGCAGGGCUGCUGACGCACACCGCGUUUGGCUUCAUGGCGGAGAACGUUGUCCGUAUCGUGGCGCGGCUCACCCCGCUGAAGACGCUCGCCGUGGAGGAUGUGUCGCAGCUGUCCGUCAUGGCCCAUGCCCUCCGCCAGUCCCUUACGCAGAUGCUGCCCGCGCCCCUCUCCGUGGUGCUGACGUCCUUCGCCAGCGCCGCCUUCAAGGCAGGGCGAGGCGCCAACGCCGUCUCCACGACGAUCCCGGUGGCCACGCAGCACCAGGUGCUCGGCAUGCUCAUGCAGAACAUCGGUCAGCCCAACCUGCCUAACCCCACCGCGACGAUGGAGCUGCUCACCACGAUCCUGCAGAGCUUCCCUGCUCUGUACAAGAGCCUCCAGCAAGGCUUCUACACGCUCAUGGCGAUGGUGCCGAGCGACCGGCUGCCGGCCGUGGAGACAGGGCUGUUCAACACGGUGGACUCCGUGCGAGAGGUGACCGCGGCGGCGUACAGCCGGUUUGCGCACUUCGAAACGUGCCGCCGUGCUCUCGUGCUCGCCGAGACGCUGCGGGACGACCCGUCUACAAACAUCGCCAAGGCGAUGCGCGGCGUCCUCGACGCUGCUGCCGAGAAGUACAACUUUGCGCUGCGGCCCUCCGACUGGGAUGACUUGGUGUACUUCCUCCGUACCUACGGCGACCGCAGCGAGGCCAACGCGCUGCGCGUGACGGAGACGAUGCGGCAGCUCUUUGCCCGCCGUCCCGGCACCGACGAGGGGGAUCAGAUGCAGUGGGUGGAGGAGCUCAAGACCGUUGGCGGGGCGCCGUCCGUGAUCGCGCUGGAGGGGCUCUCCUCCACCUACCUCGGCCGUGUGCCGGCGGUGGUGAUGGACUACCUGUGCCAACUGCUGGAGAACCCGCAGACAGGUGAGACGCUGCUGCGCCAGACACUGAAGGCCGGUCGCGUCGUGCUGGAGGACGCAGACCUGACACUGUUGAAGAGCAUCUCACCAGAGCUGCAGACGCGCCUGGCGAAGCCGCCCAAGGACGUGACACAGGCGCACAAGGAGCAGUACCUCGCGACGGCCACCGUGUGGCUGACCAUAAUGAGCUGCCGCCUGCAGGAGACUGCGCUGCUGGAGGCCAUCAUCGACCAGCAAAGCCGCACCCUCAACAACUCCCAGUCCGCCAUGGUGCACCGCUGCGUGUGUGAGUCGAUGGCCGACAUCAGCCGCAACCCGCACAUCCGCGCCUCGCCCAAGCUGGACGACUUCGUGGAGAAGUGCCUGAAGCAGUGCAUCCACUCCGGCUCCUACAUCAAGAAGAAGGCGCACGCGUGGGGCCUCGUCGGUGUCAUCAAAGGGCUUGGACUCACCUCGAUGCAGCGCUACAACGUCAUGGGCAUUCUGCGCAAGUCGGCGCAGGGGAAGCAGGUGGAGCGAUCGGGUGUGAUGGUGCUGCUGGAGGUGCUGUGCAGCGAAAUGGCCACCCUUUUUGAGCCCUACGCGCUGUCCAUGGCGACGGAGCUGCUGGAGGCCGUGGCAGAUCCCGAUCCGAACGUGUCGGAGUGCGCCGAUGACGCGGCGAAGGAGCUGAUGGCGAAGCUGUCCGGCGUUGGUCUGCGUCAGCUCAUCCCGCGCCUCGUGGAGGGUCUCGCCUCCGACUCUGCGAAGAAGCGCGUGCCGCCGCUGAACUUCAUUGGCUACGUCGCCUUCUGCUCCCCGAAGCAGCUCGCCGCGGCGCUGCCGGAGAUAAUGAAGCACAUCCGCGGCUGCCUCUUCGACGUGAACAACGCCGUCUCGGUCGCCGCCUCCAACGCGCUGCGCCGCGUUGCCGGUGUCGUGUCAAACCCCGAAAUUCAGGAGCAUGUGGAGCUCAUCCUCAACGCCAUGCGCUCGCCUAGCGCGGAAACGGAGUCGGCGCUCGACGCGCUGCUCUACACGCGCUUCAUCAACAUGGUCGACCCCGCCUCCCUCGCCCUCAUCAUUCCGGUUCUCUCCCGCGGUCUCGCGGCGCAGGUGUCGCACACACGACCAAAGGCGGCGCAGAUCGUGGCGGCCAUGGUGAACCUUGUCAACGACCCACGCGCGCUGCUGCCCUACACCGACGAGCUCGUGCGUCUGCUCGAGGACGCCUCGCAGGACCCAUCGACGGAGGCGCGCACGACGGCGGCCAAGGCGGCUGCCGCCCUCGCCUCCGCCAUUGGGGGCAACCUGAUCGAUGAGAUCUGCCAGUGGGCCUUUGGCGUGCUGCAGCGCGUGCAGUCCGGCACCAUUGAGAAGGCGGGUGCGGCGCAGGUCUUUGUCGAGGUGGUGAACGCGUGCGGUGCGAAUCUGCUGCAGUUGUACUUCCCCAUCAUCGAGAGUGGCAUGACCGACGAGCGCCCGCCGGUGCGAGAGGGGUUUCUCUACAUCAUGGUGUAUGCCCCGUCCACCUUGUCCACCGAGUCCUUCCAGGACUUCCUUCCGAUCGGUCUCCCAUGGGUGCUGGAGGGCCUGUCACACUUCUCCGACAAGGUCCGUGACGUGUCGCUCGCCGCCGGCGACAGCAUUGUCUCCCUCUACGGCACCCGCAACCUCGAGCUCGUCCUCGGCCCCCUGCUGGACGGCGUGACAAGCGAGGUGACCACACUGCGGCAGAGCUCGCUGCAGCUGUCGGCAAAGCUCAUGCUGCACCUUGUCGCACACAUCAAGAAGAAGAUGCGCAUCCAGAUGGCCAUGGCAGACGCCGAUGCCGAGACACGCGCGGAGCUGGCCAACAUGGUCGAGGGCGAGGGCGAGGAAGGCGGUGCGAGUCCCUCUGGCAACUCGGCCGCCGAUGACGGCGACGAUGGCGCGGUGCUGACGAUGGAAGCGGCCCGCGAUGUCGAGAAGCGCGGCGUGUCCAUUCUGGGCUCCUUGGAGGAGAUGCUCGGCACCGACAACCUCGUCCGCAUGCUCGCCGCCCUCUUUUGCGGCCGCCACGAGCACAACGCGACCGUGCGCACCGAUGCGAACAUGGCGUGGCAGGCGUGCGUGGCAAGCAUCCGCGCGGCCGUCAACAAAAUCUUCGACGGCCUCGCCGUGCUGCUCGUGCGCUUCGCCUCGUCCGACAACCCGGACUGCGUUGAGAUCGCCGAGAAGACGAUCGAGUUCACGACGCGCAUGAACGAGACGAUUGAGCGCUUUGUGGACUCCUUCUGCAACAUGUACAAGAGUGAGAACCGCCGCCUCAAGCUCGGCUCCCUCGUGUGCCUCGGCACUGUUGUCCAGUUCGCUGAUCCCCGUCGGCUGGUCAGCAUGGGCGGUCAAAUCGUGGGCUGCGUGCUGCCGGGCAUGCAGGAGCAUGAUGCGGUACAGGACGCCGCGCGUGAGGUCUUCGCGCGGGUGUCGAAGCUGGUGGGGCCGCGACUGAUCGAGAGUGCCGUGGAGGCGCAGCUCACGACUAGCGUGCGGGGUGUGGUGGAGGUGGUGAAGGUGAAGCCCGGCAUGGCGCUCGCCCUCGUCUUCAAGCACUUGAACGCGCUCAUGACGCACACGAACCAAAACGUCGAGCUGCUCGACGCGGUUCUCGACGUGGAGGAGGCGGAAGACGAGCUGCGGCGCUACAGCGAGGACAUGGUGCGUCUACUGCUGCAGUUCUGCGUGGAGGACUUGGAUGACGCGCAGGAGCUGGUGACGAAGUACGUCGAGAUGACGCCGCGCGAGUUUGAGGCGAUGCCGAUUGAGGCCUUCAAUAAGGCCAUGAACGUCCCGUCGCGCCGCCACGGUGCGCUCAUGAUGGCGACGGCGUAUGGACUCGGCACGGACCUCGACAACGUGGAGGGCAUCGCGGCGGUGUUCCGCGCCUUCAUCGAUGCCCUCGGCGACCACAGCGACCAGACCCGCGGGCUGGCCGUGCAGUCCAUCUCCGACCUCCUCAACUCCCUGGAGGAGCGCGUGCUGGAGACCCUGGACGAGGAGGAGCGCCAGGAUGUGAUGACGAGCAAGCGUGCGGCGGGUCGCUACCUGCUGCAGUACCUUCACGUCUUCCAGACCACCUUGGCGGUCACUGCCCGUGCCUUCAGCGGCAGCAGCAGCAGUCCCGAGUUCGCGGUGCUCGGCGAGGGGGAACCGCGUCUCUUUGACGUCCUCAUGACCUUUUACAACCGCGGCCUCGACUACGGUGCGCCGCAGCAGAAGGUGGAGGCGGUGGAGUGCAUCCAGGAUCUCAUGCAAUUCGCACCUCGCACGAUCAGCGCGGCAGCGGCGAACACGGUGGCCGGCCGCUGCUCCAAGGUGUUGUUCACGCGCAACGAGGGGGCGGUGGUGCUCGUGCUGGUGCGGCUGUGCCUGCAGCUGAUGAACUACCCAGCGAGUGGGAAGGAAAAGAUGGUGGAGGGCACGAUGGCGCUGGCCAUGUUCAACGCAGCCCUCUGCGACUCCGGCGAAGCUCGCGUGCUGGCACUGCGGGUGGUGAUGCAGCUGCUCACGCGCUCCGAGAAGUACGCCGACUUAAUUCUUGGUACGGUGGUCACGAAGAAGACGGCGGUAGACUCGACGCUGCUGCGGACGGUGAUGUGCCGCUUCAUCAGCGUCGUGCUGCGCUACGCCCACUUCACAAAGAAGUUCCCGCACAUUACGAAGCUGAUGGACAUGGUGCGGCCCAUGUGGGAGGCCCCAGAGUCGCCUGCGCUGGCGGCGGCGGCGGGUGUGGCCGUCGGUGCCCUCUGCAUGUCCGAGAGCAUCCCGGAUGAGGUGGUAGGCGAUAUCAAGGAGCGGGCGCUGUCCAACACCAUGACGAAGGGCACUCACGUCAUCGCCGGCUACGCGCUCGUCUACUCCCUCAUCACCUGUGCGGGCCAGCGGACGGAUCAGGCCUUCCUCUCGGCCACCGCCGAGCACCUCCGCGCGGCCGCCGGCUUCGGCGCAGCUGACAAGCUGACGUCGAUGUGGAUGAUGCGUGCGGCGGCGGCGGUGGCCAGCACCGGCUGUGUGCCGCAGGCCACCUUCAAGGUCGAGGCCUACGUCCCGCUGCUGCGGCGCGUCAACACGGCCGACGACCAGCUCAUGAGCAGCGCCCAGUACUUCCAGGACUGCCUCGUGAAAGCCUACCCGUCUGCGGCAAGCUUGGUGGAGGGCAUGCCGGGCGAGCCCAGCUCGCAGUGGAACACGACAGGCGUCUUUGAUGCGGACCUUGACGAUGAGAUGGAGGCGGAUGUGACGCUCUAA
Molecule: messenger RNA, 7983 nt
Organism: Leptomonas pyrrhocoris
Lineage: Eukaryota; Euglenozoa; Kinetoplastea; Trypanosomatida; Trypanosomatidae
Exons: 1
Coding region: 1-7983 (2660 amino acids)
Biological process (GO): cellular response to amino acid starvation; regulation of translation
Cellular component (GO): cytosol
Molecular function (GO): protein kinase regulator activity
Source: RefSeq, a predicted model, not a curated record